Mesorhabditis spiculigera is the source of this 1428-nucleotide messenger RNA. The record is from the annotation of a GenBank genome assembly. Lineage: Eukaryota; Metazoa; Nematoda; Chromadorea; Rhabditida; Rhabditidae.
AUGCGUCACUACAUUGUGUUAUGUUACUUGGUCGGGUUAGGACAAGCGACCCUCGUCGCUGAAGAUUCACCGGGAUACUAUUGUUAUACGGAUGGGCAUUUGCAUACGGAUGAGCCCUGCCGUUUUUUUGCUGCCGUGAUUGAUGCGGGUUCCACUGGCACCAGACUACAUUUAUAUAGAUUUAUCCACAACACCCUUCCGCAUAGCCUCCCAUUUGUGACCGAGGAAGAAAUUUUUAAAGAGGUUAAACCUGGGCUAUCGGGUUUCCACGACGAUCCGACGGGUGCAGCAGCGUCUGUUCGGGAACUUAUUGUAAAAGUGCAUGAGACAAUCCCACCGGCAUUAUGGAUAAGGACCCCGAUUGCUCUAAAGGCAACCGCUGGACUUCGGCUUCUUCCAAAGGGGCAGGCCGAUGCCAUAUUAGAUGAGGUGCGGGCUGAAAUUGACGCUUCCGGGCUAUUCGUCGUUGAAAACGCAGUCGAGAUACUUGAUGGUCGCGAUGAAGGGGUAUUCUCAUGGUUCACCCUCAAUCUUCUACUCAACACUUUAUUCUACAAAGCAAACGGUCUGCCGGCGGAUCCGGAGCCACAGAGGACCGUAGCUGCUUUCGAUUUGGGUGGUGGCAGUACACAGGUGACCUUCUGGCCGUCGGACGAUUCACCAUUCCGAGAAAACGCAGUCUUCCGGAAAAACAUCGCCUUUUUCGAUACAAAUAUGCAACUAUUUUCACACAGUUUCCUUGGUAACGGCUUACUUUCUGCUCGGCUUGGAAUCCUACAGGCUAGUACUCGCAAACAGCCAGGAUUCGAUGAUAAGUUCUUUACCCCAUGCAUGCCGGCAAGCUUUGCAAUUCCUGGCUGGGAAUACGCGUUAAAAGCAUGGAAAGUUAGUGGUACUCCCCAAUAUUCCUAUGCAAAAUGCGCCGAAACCGUCAGGAAUUUUGUCCGACAGAGUGCUAUUGUUGAACUGGAUUAUUUGAAAGGGCGGCCUGUCUACCUCUUCUCGUAUUUCUUUGAUCGCGCACUAAAUUCCGGUAUUGUGAAAGACUCGUCGGGAGGGCGAACCACCGUUGUCGCAUUCGAAAAGGCUGCGAAAGAGGCGUGCCUACGCGAUGCAGCCAUGUUGGAAAAUGGUGCCCACUGGCUACCCUGGCAGUGCAUGGACCUUGUGUAUAUCUACUCGUUGCUCAAGGAUGGCUACGGAUUCUCAGAUACGCAGCCACUUGUGCUUGCAAAAAAGAUGCGAGGGAUGGAAGUUUCGUGGGGACAAGGACUCGCUUACACACUGGCUCACGUUUUCCAUCAAACAGCACUGCCUGAUACAGCAGGUCAUCAAGUAAAUGGCACAGGAUCAGUCAUCGUCGACCAAUUCCUGACCAUCAUCGUUCAACGAACCGAUUAUAUGCUUCGCUAUUUCAAUCUCAUCUCG